This is a messenger RNA of Porites lobata, 25278 nucleotides long. The record is from the annotation of a GenBank genome assembly. NCBI's taxonomy places the organism in Eukaryota, Metazoa, Cnidaria, Anthozoa, Scleractinia, Poritidae.
UUUCCAGUUCUGUCAGCAGUCUAUCAAAAUGGUGACCUCCGCCUUGUGGGAUCAGACUUCAAAGCUGAAGGUCGUGUUGAAAUUUACCAUCAGAACAAAUGGGGAACAAUUUGCGAUGAUCGUUGGGGCAUGGAAGAGGCUAACGUAACUUGCAAGCAGUAUGGGUAUCCAUUAGGAGCUCAAUAUUGGUACUCAAAUGCUUAUUUUGGACAAGGCAAUGGUACUAUUUGGUUGGAUGAUGUUACUUGUUUUGGAAAUGAAACUAAAUUAAUGAACUGCAGGCAUAAUGGAUGGGAAGGCCAUAACUGUCGACACUAUGAAGAUGUUGCAGUUGUUUGCAGAAUGGAAGGUACAUCAAAGCUUAAAAAUUUCUGACUAAAUAAAUUACAAAAUUGUAUGUCACUGACUCUCACUCUGCAUGUAUUUCAAUCUAUAAAGCUCCAACAUGAUUGUCUUUUCAGUAUGCCAAUCACAUCAAGGGUUAGAACAUUUUGAGCGGCCACUCAAUCAUAACUGGAGUGGUAACUCUUAAAAAUUCAUUUCAUGUCAUAAAAUGUGAUUACUGAAAAACCCCUUGUAGGACGUGUAGGUACUAUUUAAAAAAAAUUUUGCUCCCAAUAUCACUGAGCCUGUGAGUUAAUUUCUAAAUCUGCUGAAAUUCAUUAAAAAAGGAUGUUCUCUAAUCUCAUUACAAACAACAUUUGGUACAGUUUAAUAGUGACUAUUUAGUGUGGCAAAUAAAAUCAUCAUGGCAAUUGGUUAGAGGGCUAAUAUACCAGAGAAGGUGGAUAUAUUAGUAAUGAAUUUUGUCUGUUCAAAAGGAAAGGUUUACAGUCAAACCAGGAAAACCAUGAACACCAGAAAUUUUUUCUGAAAUAUUAUUGUUUUGUAAGAAAAAAGCCAACAAUUGGGCCGUGGUGAGAAAUUAAACUGCAAGCAAGAAAGUUAAUAAUAUUAGUUUCUGGUUUUGUGGCUACAUAAUGUAGUUCGUGUGUCCCAUUAUCUUUGCCAUAUGAUAGGUUGUAACACGUUAAACAUACCUGAUUAUUUCAUAUGUUCACAGUUUUCCCAGAUGAACACCUUGUUUUGAAUAAAAAUGAGUGGUAAAAACAAAAUGUUUUGAUAAAGCUUGUCACUAUUUUAUCAAUUGUAUAUUGUAAAUAACAAGAUCAUAAGAGAAGUAACUUAAGUGCUUCUCUAAAUCAAAAUAUUUUUUUAUGAGAUAUACAUGUAAGAUUAAAUGCAGGUGCAUGUGCAUGAUAUAGUAUGUGGGCACAGUCAACAAUCAAUUGUCAUGGCAGCCCUGAAGAGUAACAAGGGUUGGCUGGUUACCUCAACAGGCAAGGAAUUAAUAAACAGCCAAAUGUACCACCUCAUAAGUCCAGCACAUUUUUUCUUUAUGAGCAAGAGGUUUGCAUCAGCUAUUGAAGCUGCUUAAGUAACAGCUAACACUUCAAAGUCGGAGAUUUUUUUCCUUUUUAUUUUCAAAGGAAACAAAAAUUAUUAUAAUAAUUACAGUAACAUUUUUCCCAUACACAUUGUUUGUACAAGUUGAGCUGUAGACACUAGUAUACUAAACCUGCCAUCCUUCUUGUUCAUAUAGAGAAUGAUACAACAGGAGCAUGUGACUUUGAGAAAGGCCAUGGAAUGUGUGGAUAUCGAAAUAUUAUUGCAAAAAAUUUUUUUAACUGGACAUUUGGAGGCAGGAAUGUAAAUGGCUAUCGCUGGCCAAAAACUGAUCACACAACUGAAUUUUCAACUGGAAAAGGUAUGAUGUGGGAUACAGUAGCAUAUGAAGUACAUGUAUUUAUUUACAGUGCUCUCUCUUCUGUUUCUUUCUCUAUGUCUUUUUGGUUUUUUUGGUUUUUUUUUGUUCUCAUCUGAGUGACUUACUACUUCAUAUACCACUUCAAACCACAAAUAUUCAUCUUUUUAUUACGAUUCAAUACAACCUCAGUUUGUGGAAAGAAGCUUAAUUAUAAAAGGAAAUAAUUUUAGACAUUGAAUGCGAGUUUAUAACCUUUAAGAACAAGGAAACUGCUUUUUUUUAAACACGAACCAUUACCCUGUGGUAAGGGCUUAUGGUCAUAUGUGACAUCCUAAUUUUAGUCAUUCACGGGAAAUCAAUCAAGCCAAGCAAUCAAAAACCUCAAUCAAUCCCUUAAUAUUUAUCGUUUACUUUAAUAAAGGUUUCUAUGCUACCACAUUCUUGAAGAUUUGGAAGGAUAUCAUUCAGGGUAAACCAGCACGCUUGCAAAGUCCCGCCAUUGCAUCUGCCAAGUGUGUUGAAUUCUACUAUUUUAUGGCUGGCACUACUGUUGGGGAGCUGUUGGUUUACUUGAAGUCAGACACUCAGGGAGAGAAAGUAGUCUGGCAGUUAAUUGGUGAUCAAGGAUAUCAGUGGAAAAAAGGAGCCUUUCCUGUGAACAGCACCUAUAAAAACUUCAACGUUUGUAUCUGAUUAAUAAUAUGUAGAUUUAGCCGAAGCUUCCGUUUAUGCAUUUUAAAUUUACUUCAGACAAUGGACUUUUAAACCAUUGCAAAGAAUCCACAAAUCUAUACUUAACUUUAGGAGAGAACCAUAUGACUGAAAAAAAAAACAUAAACUUGAACCUGCGAUUAAUUAAAAGCUAACAACUAGUCAGCGGAAAACUUCAAAAAGCACGUGCCCUCCGUGAGUUGGCAGCUGAGCCCGCGAUACGGUCAUGUGACACUGGUCAGCGCAUACGGAAAGUUUGACAUUUUACAUUGGUUUCCGUGCAAUGCGGACGGACGGACGCACGGACACGUGAUUACCAAAAUGUCUCGGCUGGAUAGAUUACCAAAUUUUCUUGGGUGUCCAGCUCCGCGCGUUGUGCUCCGCUUUUAUAUAACAAUUACAAUUAUAAAAACUGAAUCACUGGAUAAUGCAAUUCUAGCAUUUUGAUUGGCUUAGCCGUUAUGGUAUAUGAGCUAUUAUACCGUGCUCUCCAUAUAUGGUCGGUGUACGCGUCAGUUUAAAAUUGGAAGCUAGCUGAGAUUUUUUUUCGCGAAGGAUAGAACGGCGCCCGAAGCAAAUUGUUUUAAUUCAUUUCUUAGAAUACUAGAAAUGCAAUUUCAUCGAAAGAAAAAAGACAAAGACAAACAAAAAAGCCACAAGAGCUUGUUUGAAAGUUUGUCGAAAAACACAUGAAAACACAUGGAACUAAAGUACCUUGACCAGCUACGAAAGAAGACAAGUGUUGUUUCUUCAUGAUCCAUUAAUGUAGCCAUUCACUAGAGCUAGUGAAGUCUGGGCUAGUAAAUGCUAGCUUCAGCUUGCCCGAAUGGCAAGAUGUAAAAAUGAGUUUCUUUGCACCCUGAAUUAGCAAUGAUAUUAUAGCGGAACUUCCGCAUGCGCGCGUUGCGGAGCCUCCAUUGCUGUGGAAAAUGGAAACCUAUCGAUGCGAGAAAAUUUGGUUAUGACGUCAACGUACGCCCACCCGUACAUACGGACCGGCAGUGGGGUACUAAGUAGACUCUGCAGGGGUUGGGGGCGGGGAAUCCAAGACAGUUCACCUAGAGGCAGCCAAUGGAGUGUUUCAAGUAAAGAUCAUAGUUUUGUUUGUUUGACUUGCGACAGAAAACUUUGAAAAGUAUUGUUUUAAGGAUGUGCUUUAAACUUGGUCACGCUUUUUAAAAAAUUCACACCAAGAGCCACUAUGCGGGCUCUUGUUUACACACAACUGUUCCAUUUAGGGCCCGACAGAAGAAAACAUAAUAAACUUAUCACGCAUACAAACGGCCAAAUUUUUAUUUUAAAAAAAAUCAAUUUUGCACGUGCAUCACGCUGUUUUAUACAUUUUUUGUCGUCACUGCACGACUUCGACGUGAAAUCGCCUAAUUGCACAUUUUAUGGAGGACGUAAACAAGCGACGACGAAUUCUUUUGGGGGCAGCGUGGCCGAGUUGUCGGCGUGACGGACUCGCAAUCCAGCGGUCCCGGGCUCGAUUCCCGCUCUGGCCACUUGCUGGAUUUGUUCUUGGUCGUUCCGAGUUCAAAUCCUUGACCACGCUUGUAAAUAGCCAACUGGUGCAGCCUCCAGCCAGUUGGGGUUUUUCUGAAUCCUGUUAUGUUCUAUUUGCAUCAUUUGGUGCAGAAUUAUUUAAGGGGAGUGCCUGUAAACUAGCUGGAUAAGCUAAUUGCAUUUUCCACUUUAAACAAACCUUUAACCUUUUCUUUCUCUUUCUUAACUUGAGUGCGGCCCCCAAGAAAUCAACCACUGGGAGAUUUGCCUUCAUUUGACAUUUUCAGCAAAUUGGAAUAUUAAAAUGCGACAAAGUUUGACGAAACGCGCAUUCAUUUUAAAAGUGACGCUUUCGCUGCCGUCGCCUUCGGAAACUCCAUAUUUGCUUUAGAAAUCGUAAGCGGUAAAUUGUCAACUACCAAAGAGUAUCAUGUAUUAAAACUUUUUUUUUUGCUGUAAACAUAAUACUUUCAGCUUGAUGGUGCAGUUUUCAUUUUAGGUGUUAUUGCGGGAUACUUUUUCUUAAUCACUCAGCCCCUCCCUAAAAAGGAGGAUUCUAUUUAGUGGCUUAGAGUUUAUGAUAGAAGUAUAUAAACGGAGGCUUCGCUUUUAGCCUAGCCUGUUAAGCAGGCCUAUUUUGGCUGGGCGAAAGCUGCUUGUUUAUGUUCGUACUUUUGAAGCUGUCAUCUUUGGUUUUAUAUCAGAGGAAGAUUCGGGAGAGUAGAAAUAGCAACGCUUGGAACAGGUGCAAGGGCGAAAGAAGGAGGAGGAGGAGGGAAAAAAAUUCUUUUCUCUUUCGCCGCCCCCUCCCCCGCUCCCUCGAGUUGCAUUUGGGUUGCCAUACCUGUUUUUUGAGUUAUUUUACGUUUGUAUGCCUGUGGUGCGGACGGACGGGCGGACGUUUGGUCACGUGAUCACCAAAAUUUCUCGGAUGGGUAGAUUACCACAUUUUUUUAUGUAUGGGGUGACGCUCAAGCGCGCGCAUGGAGCUCCGCUAAAAGACUGAGGAGAAAUAAACAGGCGGCAGCUAGGAUAAAUGUUACCAGCGAGUUCUGGUCCUGAAGAGAUUAUUAUUUGUAAGCUCAGAGCCAAUUGUAGGGUGUGUCUGAUUCGUAAUGUAAGAUAUGAUUCUUUUUUUUAACUCUGUAGAUCAUUUUUGAAGGUAUUGCUGGAACAGGAUAUUAUGGUAGUGAUGUUGCUGUUGAUGAUAUAUCUGUCAAUCUAUCUUCAUCCUGCCAGUUCAACCCAAAAAAUGCCCGUCCAGUACCAGCAACAACACAAUCUAAAAGUAAGUCAUUUCACAAGUUAAAGAUUUUUAAAUCGUAAUCAGAUUUCAAUAAAAUAUGUUGCAUAAGAUUUCCGUUAUUGUUGUUACAACGUUUUCCAGGUUCAAAAUAGCAGCCCGCUGGCCGCGUGACUGGUAAUUUCACCUUGUUGCAAGAAUUUUUUUCAAUUUUUUUUACAGAGUACCAAUCACGGUUAAGACAGUACCUUUUGUGUCUGUUUGAUGCGGUUAAAUGCUUGUGUUCAUUGACAUAAUAAUGACUGGCUGCGCAUUGCAGUAUUUGUGUUUCUUAGCCCACAAGUGACCUUUUCUUGUGACUUGAGCUUCAAGUAGCUCAGUGUUCAGAGCAUUCGACUGAAUAGCCUGCAGUGCAGGCGUUUUCUUCAGGCGCGUGAAUGUUUCGCUCGCGAAAGCGCAUGUUGAAACUGGAAGAUGGCGGUUACAACAAUACAAACAUAAACAACCAGCUUUCGCUCGCCCAAAAUACGCCUGCACUGCAGGCUACGGACUGAAGAAAACAGAAUGUUGUGGGCUGGGAAAAUGAUACUUAACCCGUGUAGUUUUGAAAAGACUUAAGUUCCCAUAGGAUGACCGAACAGAUACAAAUUUUAUAGCGCCAAUUAAAAUGCAUUUCUAGACAUCUAAGAAUACUCUGAUAGCCUAAAAACCGUCGUUGGAUGCCCGUGUUUGGUCUCUCACUGUUACUACAGUACUUCAAAGAUACCAUAUUCAAAGAUGGCAAAAGCUCUUUUGAAUUCUACAAAAACGAAACAGCCCAAAAACCAUUAUUAGUUCCGCAUCAAUCCUUUCUUCUGUUUCUUGUAUAGUGGAAACUCGUGGUUAAAGGAAAUCGCGUAAGUCACAAUUUAUCGGGAAAAUAACCACAUAGCAAGCAAAAACAAGCAAAGUAAAUAAAGUAAGCUGUAUUUUAUUGAAAAUGCUAGCGAGUAUUUAUCUUCUUGAAUCUUUUACCUGAAUUCCCAUGCAAAUCCUUUAUGUUCAUGGCCAUUUUAAGGAUUACGCAAUUCGAGACCACACGUAUUAAUGAUUAAACCCAUCAACAACAGAUGGGUGUGCGGAAGGAAAUCAUGAUAUUCACGUUCAAAAAAAAACUUCACACAUGUAAUUAUUCAAGUCCAGGCAUUUCAGAGAAAACCAAAGAAAGUAAGGUUAUUUGGCCGUAAUAAAAAAGCUUACGGCUUAGUAGACUGCAAAGCAGUCCGUAUUUUUGCGUAUUCAAAUACGCGCGAGUAGUCAAACAAAAGGUCUGGAACGAGUCUGAAAAGUGAGGCUCGCGCGCUUCGUGCUCGUAAGACUCUUACGGCACGCUUUACCGAUUUCUUUAUUGAUUUUGAGAAAAAAGCCGACUGUUUUGCAGUCUAACGGCUUAGUAAAAGAAAAUCAUUUAAUGGUAAACGGCAUCUGCGAUCAUGGUCAUGACUCCUAACCUCUAAAUGUGAGACUGAAAGCGGCCAAAAGAAACACAUUGCUUAGUCACAGUGUAGAAUACUCCAUGCACUGCAUAAACUACGCAAAAAGAAAAUAAGAAAAACCUGUUAUUCAAGCUGACUCUAAGGUCACGUUUCACACUAUCACGAGCUCAAUCUCUCUUGUCACGAGCUAUUAAUCGUGUUUGGCCUGUCAACACUUGAUUCAAAUCGGACUAAUCACAAAAUGCGUAAGAAACUACCCAAUCAAAAACGCCGACAUAUGUCCUUGCGACUCUGUGGGAUUCGAACAAGAUUUUGUGCACCAAUUCGCAGACGCUCUAUUAAGAAGAUAGAGCGCCUGCGACGCAGGUAAUUUUGGUGACUCUCAACAUGACCGACACCUCUCUAAGACGGACAGCUAGAAUUGAUCCCUGCCUUUCUUUAUUCCCUCUAUUUGACUCUCUAUAGGAUGGACACCUCUGUAAAACGGACACCUAGAGUUGGUCCCUGCCUUGCGUUACUCCUUUUAUAUUUGACUCUCUGUAAUAUGGACAUCUCUCUAAGAUGAACACUUAGUGCCGGUACCAAAGGUGUCCGUCUUAGAGAGAGUUGACUGUAUAGUUCUUAAAUAUUAAUUAUAGAGCUUAAACUAUUGUUAUGUUGGGACUGAAUGUUCUUUGUGAUAACAUUUCUUUUUUUAUUGCAGCAAUUAGAUUAGUGCCAAGACCUGGAUCAUCUGUUAAGUCAGCUGGUCGUGUUGAAGUGUACCACAAUAAGAGAUGGGGUACAGUGUGCAGUAAUUAUUGGUUUGGCGAUAGCUUUGACAUAAAAGCCGCUACUGUUGUGUGUAAGGAGUUGGGUUAUGAGGGUGCUGAAUUGGUCGUACCUUGCUGUCAGGUUUUUGAUAAAGGAACAGGUCACAUAUGGCUAGAUCGUGUCAGGUGUCUUGGAACAGAACCAUCUAUAACCAUGUGCCCACAUAGUGGUUGGGGGAAUACAUACUGCAGUCAUGAUUCAGAUAUUGCAGUUAUUUGCAAAACUAAAGAAACAGACAGAUCUGGUAGGUUGAUUUUCAAUAAUGUGCGGCCUCCAAGGUCGAAAAAAUUAAAAUUAACCAACUGUUACAGUUUUCGCUUCCGUUAUUCACCAUAACAAACCUCUCAAGAAACAGGUUUUUUUUAGCGUGUUCAAAAAGUAAGGUCUGUAGGUUUUAAUUUGCAGAUUUCGAUCCUUUUUGUUGUUUGGUUACGUCGGUUUUAUUUAUGGCAUCCUCUACCACGGUAGUGGGAAAUUACUUUAGCCUAAAUCACCAGGCCAUUGACGCUAAAUUGAAAUUUAAAUCACUGGCGCCGUGCGCAUGCUCGGAAAUGAUAUUUUACCUUAGCGCCAAUUCCUACAACUAGAAGAACUGCCUUGUGGCGUAGUCGCCAUUACGUGAGCAUAAAAGUCGACCUUUCUCGCCAUUUGUUUGUUUUACUCCCGUUUUAAAACCUAUAAGACAUGGUUGUUUACUUUAUCAAGAAAGUAUUUAUCGCUUCUGGAUAUCCAGUUAUUUCGUCUUGUAUCCGCUUUUUUAAUUUGAAAAUUCUGUUCACAAACGAGUGUGGCUGUUGGGCGCAGAACAAUUUGCUAAGGGACUGUAUAAUUUGCAGUGCUACAGCAAUCCCAGAGAUGUUUAGUUUUUGAACUCUAAACUCAACUAAAAAUUCAUCAUUUUCCAUUUCGUCGAGCUCAAUCGACAGAAGUACGAAUCAAGCAAUUACAAGCCACUAGUACACAGAGGUUUGGAAUGUUUUCCUCUUUGCAGAGUUUGCCGUAAGACUUGGUAACGAAACUGGAGUAAAUUUCCAAGGACGUGUGGAAGUGAACAUUGGUGGUAUAUGGGGUACAGUGACAGACCGUGGUUGGGAUAUAUAUGAUGCUAAUGUGGUGUGUAAGCAGCUUGGCUUUAAAGGAGCCGUUGGAGCAUUCAUAGGAAGUAGUUUUGGUAAAGGGAGUGGCCCUAUUUGGAUGUCUGAUUUCGACUGCAAUGGAACGGAGAAUAAACUUGCUCAAUGCAAUCACUCCAAUACUGAGAAACAGAAGACUUGGGGUCACUAUUUAGAUGCCAGUGUAGAAUGCUAUGGUGAGUACUUACAUUGAUCUUUCAAGAUGAAUUUGAAUAAUUUUUGUACGGGUAGUAUAAGUAUUAGUAUUAGCGGAGCUCCACGCGCGCGCGUGGGCGGAGCCCCAUAGCUAAAUAAAUCUACCCAUCCCAGAAAAUUUGGUAAUCACGUGACCGUACACCGACCGCCGACCGACCGUCCGUCCGCACCACAGGAAAGCCAACGUUUACUCUCACACUUUUAGCUAGUUUGGGAGCCCAAGCGAAAACUAAUUGCACAUCAAUGUUGUGAUCAAUUGACAGCUAUCAAAACAGGGCAUCCGCUGACCAUUAUCACCUGACCGUACCGCGGGCUCAAGUGUCGACCCAUCGAGGUUGAGUAUUUUUUUGAAGUUAUCCGCUGACAAAUUACCAGUCUCAAAUGAUCAUGAUCGCAGGCUCAAGUUUAUUUUUUUUCCAAGGAUUCAUAUCAAAUAUGUUGUGUUUAUGUCAUUAUGGCCCCGCACUAUUAGGAUUUUCAUUUCAAACUGACCUCGGAAUCAAAAAUUCAACCAGUUUUUUAAAAGUAUUGGCGGGGAAGACCUUAUCUUACCAUGGUCACGCGUUGGUCACGCUCUACGUCCAAUUUUUAUACUCUGAUGGGUCAAAAUUUGACAGGUGAGUUCAAGCGGAAAAAUUAUGCAGCAUCUUGAAAGUUGUUUACUUUGACAGCUGAAGCUGACAGAGUUUUGCGUCAACUUGUGAUGUUUUUAACUGUCUUUUUCCUCUGGAUGUACAAAAUGAAAUACAGCUGCUAUCAAGAGUCUUCUGUUAUUCAUGGCUGGUUUGUGUACUGGGUUUUUGGUUGAGAAAUGCGUCGCUUGUCAAAAUUUGGUAAUUCGAUUUCGGAUGGCAUCGUUUUCGUUUUUCACCUUGCUUAAUGCGUAAGAGGGUUUAAAAGUCUCAAGCAACUGUGGCCUUCCUUGAUAGCUUUCAGGAACUGAAUCUCGAAUGGUAAGCCUAAGUAAUUAUUGUAUUUGAUGUUUGUAUUUCAUGAAGUCUUGCACAGUUCACGCUGAUAGUCUAUGCGGCAAGUUUAUCCACGUUUGUAGGAUUUGAGUCAAUGAUCUGACCUAGUAUCAGGUUUGAUAUAAGCUUACAGAACUUUAAAAAGUCUGCAGAUAUAUUUUCUCACCACAAAUAGAAAGAAAACGUUCCGAAGAAUAUUUAGUUAUAAAUUUGGCUGUAGAAAGAAAACUCUGAGUGAUUUUCUUGCUUCGAGGAGUUCACCUUGGAAAACAGUAAACACCGCGCCGGGAAGCCGGCUUAAGCGGUACUGUACGCUUAAAGACUCAGGAUUUUUAGAGACACUUUAAUACUUGUCUUCGUGAAUGAAAAUUGUUGUCUCUGUAAAUGUUUCACCGAAUUAUAUUUCUUUUUUGGAUUGUUAGUAGUCUCUCUUGCAAUUUUAAUCGCUUGUCCGUGCCGUUUGUUUUCAUCGUUCAUGACCUUCGCUUGCAGGGGUACUCAAAAAUGUCGCGCGUAUCAAACGCUUUAUAAGAUUACACAUCGUUAUAACCGAAACCAUUAAAUAAUAAAAAAUAAGAAGAAGAAGAAAUUCGCUAUUAUGUUGAAGCGUAACUCUAUUAAAGUUCAUUCAAACACUCGACCACGCUGACGGCUCGCACUAUAGAAACGAGAACCAACUGGCCGUACGGGUGAUUUUAGAAAUUUUUGAAAGGUUUCUCUUAAAGCCCAGGAUUGAUCGUCCUGAAUAUUAACUGAGUGCAAUUUGUCUUGAAAAAUUAUGAAAUACCGCAUUCUGUCCUAGGUCUGCAUGAUAAAUAGUACUGUUUCACCUCAGAUGUGAUGCAUAAAAAUUAUGAAAGGUUGGUUUAAACACCCCCAGAUUUGUUGGCAAGAAUUUGUAAAGUAAACCUGUCAAACGCAAAAAAAUUUGGCGUGAUUUGUUUUCCAAGAAUUUGUUUUCGAGGCCUAAUCUACUGUGAUCUUGAAUGUGAUCGCAGAUGUUUGCUAUUUUUUGGGUGUACAUAUAAGGUUAUCAAUUCGAUGUAAGAUGCUUCACUCUAAAAUAACUUAGCCUUUCCCUCAAAAGUCACAUGAAUGUGCCCUUAAGUUAACUGAUUUGUGGAUUGAAAGUUUAUUGUUUGAUUUAAAUUAUAAAUUUAUUAAUUGGAGCUUCGCUUUUGGCCCUGGCUAAAUCUAUAUAUUAGUUAUAGUAUUAGUAUUAGUAAUGGUAACAGGACUGAGUAGAGGCCAAUUCGGUCUGUACUCAUACGAGUGAUUAACAAAAUCGGACGACCGCGUAGCGGGGGUCCGAUUUCUUUAAUCGCGAGUAUGACUACAGACCGAAUUGGACGACACGAAGUUCUGUUACCAAUUAAUCAUAACUUUAACAAAAUUUGUGAUAUAUAAGGCUCCUUUUUUUUUAAUGAAAACACAAGAAAUUCCGAGAUUUUUUUGCUAGCAGUAAAAAAAAAGGCCAGUUAAGCGGCGCGCGUGAUGGCGGGUACUGUCCAAUUACUUAGGCAUGACGCGUACUGUCUUCUUUAACUGUCCUAUGAAGGCUGAAAUCAGGGCAGUUUAUAGCCAAUCAGAUUUAAGAAUUUGUUAUAGUUAUGAUUAGUGUUGUUAUUGUUAGUGUUAGUGUUAGUAUUCGUGUUCGUAUUUGUUUUAGUAUUAGUAUUAUUAUCAUCGUUAUCUUUAUCAAUAUUAUUUUAUUUUAUCAUCUCUUGUGGAAGAGGAAUCUGUAGCAAUAAUAUCAAGUUGUUUUGCCCCAUGCAUCCAUUGAAUGCAACGAGGCUUUUUUUACUAAAAAACAUAAAUGAUUAUUACAUUACUUUUUUAGAAUGACCACAAACUCAUGUUUAUUUUUGUUAGGGCCGGGAAAAACAACAAAUCAGACGAGACAAAAGCUUUUAUUUUAGUUACAAGCUGGGAUUGCAAAAUCAGCAUAUAAUGUAAACAUUGCUAAAGAACCGGCGUUUCUAAUAUAGGUCUACAAAAAGUAAAUGCAUUAGUGAUCGCAUAUUUCUUUAAGCGAUUUGUUUUAACGAAAAAUUUAAGUUAAAAAAUAUUCAUUACACAGGUACCAGGCAAAAAAGCAAAAACCUAGCUAUCAACGGACUAACCAUUAAGUUUAUUCACUAAAAGUUUAUCUGGUUUAUGUACAUUUUGAUUUGUUGAGGCAGUCUGCUCAAGGUCCUUGCCCAAGAACAAUAGAAAUUUGUAAAAACAAAUCGAGGGACCUUUCUGAUUUUUUACUCAAGGUUAACACAAUAUUUUUUUUUUCACACAGUCACACACACACUAUACUUUAUUUUCACACUCAUUUUCACACUCGUUUUGCCAUCUCCGCCUGCAAAUAGCAAAAGCUAGACGAGGCGGGCGGAGAGGAAAGGUUACAGCAGUCAUAACAGAUGAUAUUGUAGUCGUAACAGAUGAUAUUGUAUUUCUCAUCGAAAGAGAUUAGAUGGUCGUUAUUGUCUAAUUUACAUCACCUGUAACACCUCCUUUUGUCCUUCCUUUAAUAAUAGUUUCAACGUUUGCUUGAACAGUAGAUCAACUAACCUUUCAGGUUUUUGUUGUAAUCUUCAGAUUUAAGACUUGCAAAUGGUGGUUCGAGUGCGAGUGGGCGAGUGGAAGUUAGGUAUGGAGGCUUUUGGGGAACAAUUUGCAAGCACAACUGGGAUAUAACUGCUAGUAACUUAGUCUGCAAACAGUUAGGAUACAAGCGAGCAGAAUCGGUGGCUAACUUUGGUCCUGGAUCAGGUCAGAUUUUCCUGGAUAAUGUACAGUGUAAAGGAAAUGAACCGGGCCUGUCUUUCUGUCGUCACCGGGGCUGGUUUGCUCAUAACUGCACUCACAAUGAUGAUGUGGGAAUAGUCUGUACAAACGGUAAGAAAAGACGUAUUAACUUGGCUCCGAGGCUUGGGGAAAUAAAAGAAGAAAGGUUUUACCCAAAGUGAUGUCUUUUGUUUUAUUCCCAAAGCCUGGAGGUCAAUUAUGAAGUUUAAUAUUUCGAAAUUGGUUGUUAAACAGAACACUUAUUUAAUCGCCUCACCCCCUCUCCCACAAGUGGUAUGGAAAGAAAGCGCAACAUAAACAGACUGCCACAAAUAUAUCGCCCUGCUGGAUAGUAUUCACUUGUGAUCUUGAUGUGUAAACAAUUACAUGUUUUAAAUUUUCAAGUGUAGAAAUUUGCAAUUCCAUUACAUUCCCUUUGCUUUCUAGCUGCUGUUGGAUUAGCAGUGGUGUGGGAUCCAGGAGGGGUGGGGUGGGGGGUCCGGAGUCCCUUAAAUAUAUCCGUCAGACGUGACGAUUUUUUAUAGGCAGUGCUUCAGCUAACUAACAUGAAAUUGAAAUAACCCCAGAUUAGUCACUUACAAUUUUCAUCUCGUAAAUAAAAAAUAAAACGUACCUUUCACGAGUUGCGUUUCAGCUUUAGCAUUGGUUAUCUGGACAAAGUUAUCACAAGGGACGAUUGUAGAAUGCCACAUGUACUGCACGUAUCAUGAUGGUGUGGGUCUAACUAAUGGAAAACAAUGUGUUACGGCGUGGAAGAAUGGAAAUAGGCGCUUUGCAGAUAGUCAUUGCACUUGCUACCGCCAUGCUGGACAGCAAGGGACUCACUUGGACCAGACAAACAAAAGGCUUAAAAUGCAUCGCUUAAAAUAAUAAUUUCCUUUGUUUUUCUUGUCAUAGCCAGCGAGCAGGCUCACUUGUGCGAGUGCGGGAGCUCGGAGCUGACAGCACGCGAGGAAAAGAGAUAGUAUAACUUUUUCCUCGCGCGCUGUACCGCUCGUACAAGUGAGUCUGCUCGCACGGUAGUCUUCGUCUCAGGCAUCUCUUGCUCUCCAGUAAGGCCGUUGAACCACGUGAAUGACAAGCUGCAAAGGCCUGUUAUUGGCUUCAACGGUGUGCACAAGUUGAACACCCCUCGGAACGAAAGUACCUCGGUCCGUGUUUGAUGAGUGUCUUCAAUCAUAAGGUGAUUUAAAAACUUGUUUUUUACUUUUCUUGAAGCAACCUGCAGUCAAAAGGUACCAUGUAAAAACGGUGGCUCAUGUCACUCUGGCGUUUGUAACUGUGCGCAGUACUUCGUCGGAGAAUUAUGCCAGCUGCCUGUAGGUAAGAAAACCUAACACUUGAAUUGAAAUAUAUGAAAUUAGUCAUAUUUUGAACUGCUGAUCAAGAUAUGAAAUUGAGCAUGAUCUUCGCAGUAGAAUGAACAACUUAAGCGGUUGAAAAAAAAAUCUGAAAAAAUUCAGGGUUCGAUUCCCGGUCAAGCCUGAAUUUUUCAGGUUCUUUUUCAUCCGCUUAGGUUGUUCAUUUUUAUACCGCGAAGAUCAUGUUCACUUUGAUAAACACUUUAAGUGAUCUGUGUCUGUCUGUAGUUUAGUUGAAGUGGGUUAAAUAAUCCAGCUAGUAAUGGCCUGACAAUGAGAAUGGUAGAUAUCAAUUUAAACACAAAAUGGUUCUCAGAUAAGUCACUCAUUCCGUUGUGAAGCGAAGAGCAGUGUCUGUCUGCGCCCUUCCCCAAGCAGUUAAUCAUUUGGUUUGCUAACAACACAACACUAACUGACCUAGUCCUGGCUUCAAGAAAACAUAAUGGAACCCUGGCACUAUGCUAGGACUGGGAAUAUGUGAUCAUCACUGCUAAAUAUUGUUAUAAACGGAUUUUGUGAGAAGACACCCAACGUCUUUGUUGGUAUGGCGUCCUAACAGUAACGGUGUUUAGAUGCGUUACUCAGCAUGGACAGGACUUAGCUAAACAUUCGAUUUUGAUCUCCCGCUUGGGGUUACCGGAUACCUUCGGGGGUGUCUCAGCUUCAAGAGAUGCAGCGUGUCCCGGUUAAACUGCAGAUACCUAAAAUCCUAUAUCAAAUUACAGCUUAUUGAACUGGCUUUCUUAAUAAACCAACAAUCCCAAACUCCGGUCGAAAUAUAUGAGAAUAAACUAGGUAUUGUCCGCUUAUUCGUGCUUCGAUCCACACUUUUAACGCCCCUUUGGGUACCCCCUAAAGAUCUAAAGUAAUCCCAUCAAGCCUUGGGCCUCAACCAUGUGCUCCCAGGUUUCCGCUGUGCUUCGAUCCAUAGACAGGUGAGUAUUUUUCGCUCGUAUUCGAGCUUUUAUUUCUCCCCCUUUUUGUUGUUUUAGCUUACUGUUUUCUUGUAGGAGUUUUAUCUGCGGUGAUUUACUUCAACUACGAAAUUUCGACGCCAGAUACGAUGCCGCCACAUCGCAAAGGUAAAUCACGGUCACAUUCUCCUUCCCGCCAUUCGAACGAUCGGGACUCGCCAUCUUCACCCAAACGUCGUCCUUCAAUAGACAAUGACAAGCUGGAGUCCAUUCUCAAAAUGUUACCAAUUAUGAUAGCCGUCUGGCCCUUUUUGAGCCCCGCUUUGAACAACAGAAAACUGCCCUCGAGCGGGCUUGUAUUACCGACUACGAUGCCAUUUUCCUGCUGGGAUCUGAAGACAUCGCGCUCGAUUGUGUUAAUGAAGAGGGGGCUAUUAAGCCAUCAAACGAGGCAGAAUUGCCAACAAAUGAGGCUACUGAGCCAUCGAACGGCACUUCGAGUUCGGGCAUUGUAAACUCAAGUUCAAAUGAGAACACCGAAGGGGCAUGUUAUGACCCCGACGCUUCUGUCACAUGCUGGAAACCCUCCAAGGAUUUUUCCUCAUUCUUGGAAAAGAAUUUCCGUUGGAAACUAAGUUAUGAUCAAGUCCUGGAUGUUUUGGAAACGAACAGUGUUUCCUCUGUUGACGCUUUAGCGUCUCCUACCCUUGAUCUAGCGAUCAUCAACCAGAUCUCAAAUCCACUGUCCAAGAAACAUGCUCAAGAACGUGAUAAGGAAAUAGUUUCUGUCCAGCGUUCUGUACUUGAUGCGACUGGCCCCUUGUGUUGUCUACAUGAUGCCCUUGAAUCGAAUGACAAUAUUAAUGUCUCUAAUAAGGAUGUAAAGUUUAUGUUAGAGCAGGCACUAUGCCUUCUUGGUUCUGCUAAUUAUCAGAUUUCAGUAUUGAGAAGAAAGAAAGAAUGUUAUUUGGGGAUGACUUUCCAUCCCUCGCCUCGAAACAGGCUGACCUGUCACGUGGCCUUUCUAAAAAUCUCUCAUCAAAUGCAAGGCGCCAAGUUUCUAGCUCUACCCAACGUUGUGGAUCUAGGCCAGUCCCCUUGCGGAGCUCCUUUAACUCUGGGUCUUUUACCUCUUCAAAGUACCCUCAGAACCGUCCAAAAGAACGCUUUUUUCGUCCUGAAAGGACGAUCCAACAAGAAUCAACCAGCACCUACCUCAGUGGGAGCAAAUAACGUCAGAUCCAGAGGUGUUAAGUAUUGUAAAGGGUUUUCAAAUAGAUUUUCAUUCAACCCCAGUUCAGUCUUGCCCUCCUGUCACAAGGGCAAGUUUUUCAGAAACCCAGCUGAUCGAUGCCGAGGUCCAGGAAUUGUUAAAGAAAGGAGCUAUUCAGGACGUCAGUCCCUCAGACCAGGCCUUUUACAACGGUCUAUUUCUUGUUCCCAAGAAAGAGGGCACUUACCCGCCCGUGAUAGAGUUGAGUUCAUUAAAGCGUUUUGUUCCCCACGUUCAUUUUCAGAUCGAGGGGCUCCAUUGUUUAAAGACCCUUCUAAGGAAAGGGGACUACAUGACAAGUAUAGAUCUAAAAGACACAUAUUUUUCCGUUCUAAUUCACAAAUCCUCUCAAAGGUUUCUUGGUUUCAUCUGGGGCACAAAACACUACACCUUUCUGGGUCUCCCUUUCGGUCUCAGCUCAGCACCCCGAAUAUUCACCAAGCUCCUGAAACCUGUAGCCGCCUUCCUGAGGAAGCAGGGGUAUCGCAUAAUAAUUUAUUUAGACGACGUCCUUCUUCUUCUUGCCUCCUCCAAAGAGGAAGCAUUGCGUCUAACUUAAAUGUCGUUAAGUCUAUUACAGUCCCUGGGCUUUCUCAUAAACUGGACGAAAUCAACACUGUCCCCCGUUCAGUCAAUAACAUACCUCGGUUUUGUCAUAAGCUCUGUGAAUAUGACCAUUUACUUAUCAGAGGCCAAAGUUCAAAGGGUUUAUGCAGUUUGCAACAACUCUCUCUCUCAACCUCAAAUGUCAGGACGACAGCUCGCCAGCCUCCUAGGAACCCUGGAGUCUUGUCGCCUUGCCAUAUGGGUAGCCCCCUUGCACCUAAGGGCUCUUCAAAUCCUGCUCAUACAAACCCUGAGGAACCACCAGUUCGACUACAACUGUCCAGUAUUUCUCAAUCUCAAGUCUCGAGCAGAGCUAACCUGGUGGCUAAACAAUUUACCCAAGGUCAACGGCAACCCUGUUUCCCCCCCACCACAGGAUCUCACAAUUCUCUCAAAUGCUUUAAUGCAAGGUUGGGGUGCCACGUGUCAGGGCAAGACCACUAACGGCAAAUGGUCCAGUCAGGAAUCAAUCCAGCACAUCAACCUCCUGGAAUUAAAAGCAGCAUUUCUUGGCCUCAAAACAUUCCUCAAGAACCAGUCUCACAAGGUUGUUCUAGUUACGUUGGACAACUCCAUGGCAGUAGCUUAUCUCAACAACAAAGGAGGCACCCACUCAGUUCCUCUGAUGUCCUUAGCUCUGGAAAUCUGGACAUGGUGUCUUCAGAGAAACGUCUUAAUUUCAGCACAGCAUGUUCCUGGAAAAGAAAAUACUAUAGCCGACUUAGAGUCUCGUACCUUCCUUGACUCAACCGACUGGCAACUCGAUCCAACGGUAAUCUCAGCCUUCCUUACAAAUUGCAACACGGAUCUUUUUGCCAGCCGCCUAACAGCACAGCUACCCCAAUAUGUAAGUUGGCGACCAGAUCCAGGAGCAUUUCAUAUAGACGCUCUAACACUUCACUGGAAGUCUCUGAUGGGUUAUGCUUCUCCCCCCCCCUUCAAUCUAAUUCCAGUAGUUCUCAACAAGGUGAUUCAGGACAUUGCAGAUCUGCUUCUUGUAGCUCCAAUUUGGCAAGCUCAGCCAUGGUGGCCCAUCCUAUUGAGUCCUCUAGUCAGCAACCCUGUGUUACUUCCACGCAGUCAACACCUCAUGCGGAUCUCUCAGAUUCAAGCAAGGUACAUGCAAUGUUCCCUCGCCUUCAUCUGACCGUGUGUCGAGUCUCCAGCAGUACUAUCAAACAGAAGGCUUUCCUGGACAGGUUACCAAACUGCUCCUCUCAGCAACUCGGUCUUCCACUCGAAAGGCCUACGAAUCAGCAUGGUCCUGCUGGAGUCGCUGGUGUGCUAAAGGGAAAAUUUAUCCUGUUUCAGCCACACUCUCAAAAAUUCUUGAGUUUUUAGCAGUUGCUUUUUCAGAUGGUUUGGCGUACCGCUCCAUAAAUGUUCUGCGUUCAGCUCUUUCAUCUACACAUUCGAGGAUAGACAACUUCCUUGUUGGCCAACAUCCUCCUGUCACCAAGCUCAUGAAGGGUAUACUGAACUGCCGCCCACCAAAGCCACGAUACUCAUAUACUUGGGAUGUCAAGAAAGUGACAGCACACCUUGCCUCCUUGGGAAGUAACAACUCCCUAUCCCUGAAGCAGUUGUCAAGGAAACUUGUUAUGCUCUUUGCCCUGGCUUGUUCAGAAAGGACUGGCUAAAUUAGAUCUUAGAUACUGUAGAGUCAUCCCAGAAGGAGUUGUUUUUUCCCUUACUUCUCCAAGAAAGCGUGGCAACCCUAAUCAGCUAGCUCAGGCCUUCCUAGCUCGUUUUCCGCACAAUCAAAAAUUAUGCCCUGUCGAGACCUUUCGUCAUUACCUUAAGAAGACGUGCUCAGUUCGCCCCACUGUACCCUGCUCCAAACCAGACCCUCUGUUCAUCUCAUAUGCAAAGCCUCACAAAGCCAUUUCCUCUGUUACUAUGGGGCGCUGGCUCCGCCUUUCCAUUCAAGAUGCUGAUAUCAAUACGGACAUUUUCAAGGCCCACUCUCUGCGGCACCCAGUGGCAGUGUUUCUCUGGAUGAGAUUAUGAAAAUAGCUGAUAGUUCAUGUUCCUCCACCUUCCAGAAGUUCUACUACAAGCCAGUAUUCAAUUCCAAAUAAUACUCUUUAAAAUAUUUUUCAGUUUUUCUAUUAAACUGUAAAACUCGUCAUGCAUUUUCUACUUGGAAGGAACUAAUUCGAAAAUCACUGUGUUUGCCCCUUUUCAGGAAUAUCACAGAAAUUGUGAAAAACAUUAAGUUUAUAUGGUUUGGGGGGACGCUGUAACAAAAUUGCAGACGUUUGUAUGGAUUUUUAACCAUGUUUCAAGGGUUAUAACUUGAUCCCUGUCCAACCUUACAGCACCAAGCUUGGUCAAAUAACCAAUCUCAACAUGACCUUUUAUUUGGUGGUGUCCGUUUAUCGAUAGUUUAAAUUUGAAACUCGCCCCAGUUCCCUACGCAACUCCGAAAUGGCCAAUUAAUGUCACCACAGAGGGCCACAAGCAUUUAGGCACGGCUCUAGGAUCAAGAUCGUUCCUUGAAGAAUAUGUUGGCGAGAAAGUAGACGAAUGGGUCAAUAAGGUUACUAAACCCGCAGAUUUCGCCAUAUCACAGCCUCAAGCCUGCUAUGCAGCCUUCACUUUUGGUCUGCGGCACCGUUGGACAUAUUUCCGACGAACAUUACCGGAUAUUGCAGAAUUACUUGAGCCACUCGAGCGCACGAUUAAUGAAGUUUUCAUACCAGCUGUCACUGACCAUACAGUCACUAAAGUAGAGCGCGACCUCCUUGGUCUCCCUGUGCGCGUGGGAAGCCUUGGAUUUACAGAUCCUGUAUGUAGUGACCUCAUCUUCUGAAUACGAGGCUUCAAUCAAAGUUACUAAUCCGCUCGUGAGGCGAAUUGUUCAGCAAGAGCACCAACCUCCAGACGCCUCAGAAAUUCAAACACUGCAACUGAGCACACGAAAACAAAAAGAUGACUGUCCGGUGAGAGGCUGGAGCAAGUGAAGAAAGCUACAGAGAAGGGAUCUUCAAAUUGGCUGACCGUGAUUCCCCUCAAAGAGUUGGAUUACAAUCUGAAUAAGAAGGAAUUUAGAGAUGCAAUCAAGUUACGGUACGACUGGGAAAUAACCGACACACCCAUGCUCUCCGCAUGCGGUGUUCAAUUUAGCGUGGAUCACCCAAUGGUGUGUCAGCGCGGCGGCUUCAUUAUCCAGCGCCACAAUAAACUGCGCUACUUGGAGGCAGAGAUGCUAAGGAUGGUCUGUAAUGAUGUGGAAGUAGAGCCGGUCCUUCAUGAGUUCACUGGGGAGACAUUAAAUCAUGGCGCUAACAAAGCCCCUGAUGCCCGUUUGGAUAUUCAUGCUCCGGCGAGGUUUUUGGGAGAGACAGAGAUCUGCAUUCUUCAACGUUCGGGUGUGUCACCCUAAUGCAGACUCUUACAGAGACUUGACUCCUAAGGAGAUCUACAAGAAACAUGAGAACGAGAAGAAGAGGCAGUAUGCGAAAAGAGUAAUUCAGAUCGAACAGGGAACGUUCCCUCCCCUAGUUUUCAAGGCCACAGGUGGAAUGGCGGAUGAGUGUGUUAAGUACCACAGCAGUCUUGCGGCGCUGAUCGCAAAUAAGAAGAGAGAAAGUUACUCAAGCGCAAUUUCCUGGAUAAGAGCUUAAGUAUCCUUCGCCAUCGUACGCUCUGCGAUACUAUGCUUGAGAGGCUCAAGAUCCAGAAGACAGCUAGACUUUGUUGACUCAGACCUACAGAUCGUACUGUUAGAGCCUGCCCGAAUUAAUCUUUAUUUUUCUUUAUUACUUUUUUUUAAGGAUCUUUUUGUAAAGAAUUAGGAAUUUUAGGAAUACGAGAUUUUAUUCUUUUAAACUCGUUUUCUUUUCAAUAUCAGAGACGGAUAAUUCUCUUUUGUAAUGACUUAAUUUAAAACUCUGGACUGCCUGCAAGAGUCAUUGACCGCAUUUGAGCCGCACGGAGUGUAUCUGCGAAAUCGUUAUUGACAAAGUGAUUGCUAUUUUUAUGAUUUAUAUAAUUCUGAAUGCUAUAUAGUGCUUAAUUCUUUCUUCAAAUAUUUCUGUAAAUUAUGUACAUAUAUAUUUUUGAAAGUUCAGUAAAAUUAUUGUUUCCUCCUCUAAUAAUGCCAACAAUAAAAAUUAAUGCUCCGGAUCAAAACCCGCCAACCAUGAGCGACUUUCGUGAUACACCAACCACUAGCAGCCUUAGUGGUACAAAUAGUCCUACACAGUGAAUCAACAUUGUAGGUCAAUCGAAAACAAAUUCCUUUGAGUUUUCACUUUCGGAAGCUGAUCCUCGCGGUCGCAUUGAAAAAAGAUAUAUAUGUAAAAAAAACAGUGCAAGUUUUUAAUUAUUAUUGUUUAAUUAUUAAUAUAGUUUUUCAGUAAGCUUUGAUUUGAUAAAUUAUAGGGUCUUAGGCCUAGGCCAAACGUGGAACUUUUCAUGAGUCGAACCAAACUUCGCGAGUGAAGUUCAUGAAAAGUUCGACUGCUGGCUCAGGUAACUUCGUCUGAAUGAGUUUGGAUCGUCCAACACGUUCUCAGUGUAUCCGGGACAAAAGUCAAUCUUCACAUUCGACGAACUAAACCAAUAAAAGAAAAAUUUGCGAGAAUGUAUAUUUAGCCUCAUUGGGCUAAAAUUGCUUUUUUGGUCUGAUUCAGUGUUUUUGGUUCGCGGUGUCCUAAGUUCGACGUCUGACCCAGCAGACGAUCUAAAUUAAGGUCGACGCAAAUUGGAGUUUGGUUCGUCUCAUGAAAAGUUCGACGUUUGGCCUAGGUCUUAGGUAUCUGCAAAUUAAGCGGAAUUCGCUAUCCGGUAACCUUAAUAACCUAACGAUUUUACUGUUAGUGUAACAAUGAUGGUUAUGAUUGUAGGCAUACAGCUAUUUGAAUUUCAUUUCGUUAUCGUUGUCACGGUUUUUUUUUUUUUUUUUUUUUUAGAAAACAAAACUGUUAAUGUAGAAUUUGGUGUGAAAAUUCAACAGGUAUGAACAUUUCUUUCAGUUUCCUCUGUUGUUUUGAAGACAAAGAAAUGAGUGGGUGGUAAAAACGUGAAUACAUAACGUUUUUUUUUUUUUUUCACACAAGCAUCUGACUUUUUUUUAGAUCUCUGCACAUUUUCCUCCUUUUUUCGUAACGUGACAAAGGGUCUUUAACCUCUGAUAUGAACUGCAUCUAGAGGACAGCAUUUUUUUCAUCCAACUGACUGACUGACUGACUGUCCCAAGUAAAUAGGGGUGAUAAUUCCAUUAGUUUCUCAUAUUUUUUCUCAUAUUUUCUCUCAAUUGCUUUUAACACUCCCGAAGAGCAAACAGGAUGCUAUUUAAACGUGGUCUAACGGACGAUAUGUAAACAUAUGGAACAAAUUGCUGUGUUCUCCUAAAACCUACCUUAAAACACUUAUUUCUAGCUUUAGUAUAAGCAGUGGUUCAAGAUGUAUAGAGUAAUAUGUGGAUUGUGUUUGCUGUUUAGUGGAAUAAGACAAGCUUUAUACAUAAUCUGGUUCAAGAUCUUAACAAUUACUGCUCCAGCAGUAACUGUUCCGCAUCUUUAAGGUAAGUGUACCAGCUUUCUUGUAAAUGUCUGCUGUUUGAACUGUCUUUCUUACCGUCCUUGCUUUUCUCAAUGUAAAUUACCUAUCAAGUUUUUAAGUUAAGCAAAUCAACAUUAUAUAUCUUGUUCUCAGCUUGUGUUCCCUGACGGACGAUUAAGCAUCGACAACGAAACGGACGACGACGACGCCUCGCAACCGAGGUAGACUGGGCCAAGGGUCUCAUUUUUGGCGGGAAAACGAAGUUUAAGUAGUGCAGCUUCUUAGACAGACGACGACUUCCUCUUUGCGAAGAACUUUGCCUCGUAACAGUCUUGUUAUGGCUUUCAAAGAGCUCCGUAAUUUGCAUCUUAUAAGCUAUGACGAUGGUUUAAUCGACGAUAGCGAAUUUAUCGUUCUUUACGACGGACCUGUAUAGUUCGAUUCUGGAGGCUUUCUGUUUGUCGCGCAGCUUUUGGUUUUGUUUUGAAGUUAUAAGUGAAUACAGAUCUCGAACAGCUCUUGACUUGCAGUUACUCGGCUGCUGAAGAGAAUUCAGUGCUGCAUUGUUCUCCCUUAUUUGUCCUCUCUCAGGGCUCCUCAUAACCACAUCAUGUCCCGGAGUCUACUGGAAAUAAGGGAGUUUAAGAUACGGAGACUACGGACUACGAACUACGGUUGGACGAGCGUUGUCCUUUGUUCGUAGCACUGGGUUGAGUCGUGCAAAUAUAGAACGUUAAGAUUGCACUACAGACAGUAGACUACGACAGAAGAGGCGGAGAGGGAAACAACACGCAAAGAUUUUCUUGUUUCCAUCACAGUUCACAAAAAUGCAAGUCAGUUUUGCAUGUGAUCUUAUCUUAAGAACAAUGAACAAAUUCUUCCAUACUUGAAGGAAGCAAUUACGUCGGGUGAAAUUGUAAACAAAGUUUUGGUUACACAGGUUUUAUUUUUUCGCCAAUGAAUCCUUAUGUCAAAUAUUAAAGAUAUAGACAGAAAUAGUAAUAGCUCAUUUAUUAGAUUUAGAAGAUGGACUUGUCCGACUACUGAUCUGAUGUAGUUUGAAGUACUGAAAUGCCGAGUUUCGAUUGUCUCGAGCAUGCAUGUUUACAUCAUUUUCAUUCAGCAAAUGGCGCGUUACAAAAAAUCGCAUAAAUAAAGGUUACACAAGUACAAAGACUCACUAAUCAGUUCGAACAAACAUUGAAACUUUUCAAGUGCGAAGAGAAAGUAAAUUACCUGCAUGAUUUCUGUUCUCCUAGGCCGUCAAUCUGAAUUCUGCGUAUAAACAGCUAAGCUUAAAUGUAGUCACAACAGUGGAUUAAAAGCGUAAAUCUGAGCAGAUAUUAGACACAACUUACAUACUUCGCUUCCCUUUCACUUAAAGCAGGUGAAUUGAAAACUUUUUUAACGAAAAGACGAGAUUCUUGAAUUACCGAGACGGCAAAAUACGAGCAAAAUGUUCUCCGUAGUCCCGACUACGCGAAACAGCUCAACAACUCACCGUAGCCGCAGGACUACGCGGGAAAAAUGAACAGUCACGUGGUUUUGAUCAUGCGCAGUAGCAUAUUUAUCCGUAGCCGUAGUCCGUAGUCGCCGUAUCUUAAACUCCCUAUAGUUGCCUUUUACUUGCGGCUAAUAGUAAAAACAACAUACGAAAUUAAUCUUAGUACAAAAAAAUGAACAUUUAUCCUAUAGUACAACCUAAAAUGCACGAGUAAACAUAGACCAUCAGGGAACGAACAGUUACUAAUCUAACAGGUUCGGAAGAUAGCAGAGGAAAGAGUACUUGUCUUUCCGACUGGUACAAUUUCGCCAUCACUCAGGUUUCAGACAAACCGAUCCAUAUAUUUCUACAUGUACUCAAUGACAAGGGGGAAGAAGAGUGGUUUAGACGCCAAAAGUAUAAUUUAUAUUUACGUUUUACGGAAAACGGGAAACCUUCCUGAAUUUCGUCGUGGACGACGUUUUGACAACCUUACGCAUACCCAGAAGGUUCGCGCGGGAAAAUUUCACUUCCGGUCGGCGGCGUCGUCUCAUUUCGUCGUCGAUGCUUAAGGUCCCUAUUGAAAUCGUACAGGUGCUUACUGGCACUUGUUUCCCAGCCUUGCACUUGCAAGGAGGCAUCGAAAAGUUAAUUGUUGUUAUCGUUUUUUAUUGAUCUCCUUAUUUUAACAGCAAGGCACAGAAAAGUCCACUUGUUUUUGAAGACCCUGACAUUCAAAUUGUGGAAGCAGCCAAAAAAAAAGACAAAGGAGUUGCGGUUGGUUUUGUUGUGCUGUACACUGAUGGCAAGAACACUACGGUGAUGCCGAGAAGCUUCGUACAUAUGUUCAUCACUUCUGAACUUUCUGAGAAUGACAAGUUGGCAGGUUAUCAAGUGAUCAUGGUUGAUGGUAAAGGUACAAAUGAAGGUAAACCAGGAGGGCAACACUCAAACAAGAACAAAUCAUCAAAGAAGACGUACAUUUACAUUAUAGUGGGUGUGGUUUUCGGACUUAUUUUCGUUCUGGCCUUGAUCUUCGUGGUAAAAAGGUUAGUUUGCCAUAAAUAAUGUUCACUUUAAACUGCAAGCAAGCACUCAAGUUACAAGGUGCUGAUCCUUGAUUGAGGAAGGAAUAGGAGCUCCUUCACCUUGCUAAUAAAAUCAGUAAUUGCUACUGUAAUUAAAGAACGCAGUAGACACGUGCUUACGAGGUAGAGCAUCUGUGGAAUAUUAAAGCAACGAAAUUUAGGUUUGUCGCGCUUUGUGACUAUCGCUGUACACCAGCCUUCUGCCAAUUAUUUUGUGAUUUGCUUCUUUUGGUGUGAAGUCUUCGUCGCUAUCAAUGUUUUUCAGGUACGGCAAAAGACUGAAGGGGAUUGGAGGAAGCACAAUACCCAGCCGCCUAAGUGAUCAGAGUUAUCUCGCACUGCACGCUGAAGAUUAUGACGAGUCGAUGGACGACACAGCCUUGCUGAGGCCGCCACAACAGCCUACUAGUGAAGGAGAUCUUCUGUCUUAA